AUGGCUGUCGGCCUUGUUGUUAUUCUGACAUCCUUGUUGCCCUGUCUACACGCCUCGUUGCCUGUUAUGGCUAGUGUCAGUUUUACCGGGAUGCACGACUGGGGAAACAGAUUCGAGGGCACGCUUGUGUUUCCGGUAGAAGAGGAGGUGUAUGGUUGGAAGGUUACGAUAGAUUUUAACUAUCCCGUCAUCCUACAGCUCAGCCACGAGAAGACAACCAUUCACAGUUCUUCAUUUGACAAAAAAAGGUUUGUGUUGGUCAACAACCUCAGUCACGGAAUUAUGCAUGACAAUUCCACGUUGGCAAUGACUAUCGGCGGCCAGUACAACCGUUCGACCUCUGACCCUCCAAUAACAGCCACCGCAACAUUCGUGAACCUUAUACAUGACGGCCAAGUCGUGAUUUCAGCAUCACCAGCAGUCCCGUCCGAGAAGUACAACUAUGCUGAGGUUCUGGAGAAGUCGAUUCUUUUCUAUGAAGCUCAGCGGUCAGGUAAACUACCUCCUACUAACAGGAUACCGUGGAGAGGAGAUUCAGCACUGCUCGAUCUCGGCGAACAUUUCGAGGAUCUCACUGGGGGGUGGUAUGACGCUGGUGAUCACAUCAAGUUCGGCUUUCCUAUGGCUGGAAGUGUAUCAAUGCUGGCCUGGGGUCUUAUUGAGUUUAAGGACGCUUAUGCUGCCGCUGGACAAUUGGACUAUAUGUAUGAUUGUAUCCGCUGGCCUCUCGAGUGGUUGAUGAAAGCCCAUACUAGUCGUAACGAGCUUUAUGUUCAGGUCGGGCAGGGUAACCUUGACCACCGUUUCUGGGGAAGACCAGAAGACAUGGCAAUGGCACGACCACCCUAUAAAAUUACUGCACAAAGACCCGGAAGUGACGUAGCUGGCGAGUACGCGGCAGCCAUGGCGGCAGGUUAUAUUGCAUUUAAGGACAAAGAUCCCAAUUUCGCUGCUGACCUCCUGAGACAUGCCAAGGAAAUCUAUACCUUCGGUCUGGAAUACAACAGUACGUACACUAAAAGUCUUCCUCAAUCAGCAGCCCAGUUCUAUGGGUCCUCGGACUACGAUGAUGAAUUGUGUUGGGGAGGGGCAUGGCUUUAUUUAGCCACAGGAGAAGAAAAGUAUCUUAAUGACUCCAGGAAAUAUCAUCGUCCAGGAACGAGCUGGGGACAGUCUUGGGGUAACAAGGAGUUAGGUUGUAAGGUGCUGCUCCACAAUGUCACUGGUGAUGAUAAAUAUGCGGCCGACAUUAUCGGCACGUUCGCGGAUUGGAUGCCAGGAGGCACGGUUCCCUACUUCAGCAGUGGUCAAGCGUUUCGUGACAAAUGGGGAUCUCUGAGACAUACCGCCAAUAUGGCGUUUGUGGCUUUAGUAGCCGCUGAGCAUGGACUUCAUAGUACCGAAUACCGCGCAUGGGCAAAGUCGCAGAUCCAUAUCGCUCUUGGUGACACCGGAAGAAGUUUUGUGGUAGGCUUUGGAGUAAAUCCACCCAGUCAUCCUCAUCAUCGGUCAAGUUCCUGCCCGAUGAUGCCAGCACCUUGUUCCCAGGAGGCGUUGACAAGGCCAGAACCAAGUCCACACACUGUAUACGGUGGCCUGGUGGGAGGACCAAGUCAUGAGGGCGGUUAUAAAGACGACAGGCAAGAUUAUGUCCAGAACGAGGUUGCCUGUGAUUACAACGCAGGUUUCCAGUCAGCCGUUGCAGGCCUAAAGCAUCUCUCUAUUACCGGUCAACUGCCUUAA
Ylistrum balloti is the source of this 1743-nucleotide messenger RNA. RefSeq names its product endoglucanase E-4-like. The coding region runs from base 1 to 1743 and encodes 580 amino acids. The transcript is spliced from 11 exons. Gene Ontology annotation, molecular function: hydrolase activity, hydrolyzing O-glycosyl compounds. Lineage: Eukaryota; Metazoa; Mollusca; Bivalvia; Pectinida; Pectinidae. Gene Ontology annotation, biological process: carbohydrate metabolic process. The record is from RefSeq and is a predicted model, not a curated record.